Megachile rotundata (alfalfa leafcutting bee) is the source of this 4601-nucleotide messenger RNA. RefSeq names its product Serine-arginine repetitive matrix 1 (gene Srrm1). Gene Ontology annotation, molecular function: RNA binding. Gene Ontology annotation, biological process: regulation of mRNA splicing, via spliceosome. Gene Ontology annotation, cellular component: spliceosomal complex. The record is from RefSeq and is a predicted model, not a curated record. Lineage: Eukaryota; Metazoa; Arthropoda; Insecta; Hymenoptera; Megachilidae.
UAGAGACCGUUGGUGGGGCUCAACCCUAUUGUCCAAAUGGCAUUCGGAUGUGCUCCUCUCUACAUCCGAUUGGCCGCCUUUCUAUCAGCCGUCAACGCUAGCUGAUGCCAGCUGGUAUGUCAACGUCAUCUUAGAACCACUGCUGAAACUUCAGCCUCAGCAGUUCAUCCACCAUCGGCAGAAACGGCGUGUUCGCAGUAAUCUCUUCGCAUCGACAUGCUGUUCCUACUCUUCUCAACUGUAUAUGGAGCUCUGCCCACGGCCUUCUACCAUUCUGCAGAUGUCUGCAUUGCUGUAUCUACAUCUCCUACCAGCUGCGUCUAUCACCGGCUUCGUCUACCGGUGACUGCCUCUGUGGCGGUAGUUGUGCACCAAGAUCACAACUUCGAGAGCUGCACUGCAGCUAUCAAACCAUCCACCGUCAUCUGGCAAUCAACGGUUCGAGUUCAAACAUGGAGGAGGAAUCGCCAUGCUGUCUACUCAGGCACCGCUCAUCCCGUAUGGACAUCGAUGCAGCUGUUACAACUCAGAUGCUGAUUGCUACAUUCUUCGUACUUCCAACAACGUCCAAAGGAAUCGAGGAUCUUUAUACGUCGCGCAGUUUCCUGACCCCCGAAAAAUGCAGAUCAACCUAACAGGCUUCCUGAAUGGUAGGAAUGCCCGGUCUUUCAUGGGUGAAUUAUGGGACCUUCUGGUCUCUGCUCAAGAAAGUGUAACGGGCAUUCCCGAGGCUUUCUUGCAACAAAAAAAAGAUCAGAUUAAAAAGCGUUUGGAGGAGCAAGAGAAGCUCCAAGCUUCUUUGGCAGAGAAAGAGAAGGAGAAGGAAAGGGAGAAAGAGAAAGAUGAAGCAGAAAGCAAGAUAAAGAAAGAAGAAAAGGAACGUGGUUCGUCGAAGGAGCGUAGAAGAGAUCGAAGUAGAGAUCGUGAUAGAGACAGAAGUAAGAGAAGUCGAUCGAGAGAUCGGCAUCGAGACCGUGAUAGAUCAAGUCGUAAGCGACGAUCGUCUUCAAGAUCACCCAGCAAAAAUUCUUUGAAGGACAACGGAAAAGACAUGCCGGAAGUUAAAGUUGAACGGGAAGAUUCACCGCAACCUGAAAAUGCUAUACCGUUGAUGCCUGUCAAAACAAAACCGGAAGCCGCUGUUGCGAUAUCCCGAUUGCAAGCAAAACUAAUGAGCAUUGCCGAUGGGAAGAAGAAGAACAAUCAUACUCCAUCUCCAGAGUCACUGGACAAGGCAAAGAAAUCCAGAUCCAGAUCAAAGUCACCUAUAAGUCGAUCCAAAAAGUCCCGAUCCAAAUCACCAAGCCGAGAUUCGAAGACACGUCGUUCUCGAUCACCCGCAUCCAAAUCCAGACGAUCUCGUUCAAAGUCAAGAUCAAGACGUUCCAGAUCCAGGUCCAAGUCUAGAAGAUCUAAAUCCAGGUCACAGGAUCGUUCGAAGUCCAGACGUACGAAGUCAAAGUCACCAAGAUCGCAUUCAAGAUCUCGUUCACGAUCAAAGAAAUCAAGAUCCAAAAGUAUCGACAGAAGCAAAGCCCGCAAGUCUAGAUCUGAUUCGAGCGAUUCCAGGUCGUCAAAGUCCCGUUCCAAGUCCCCCGACAAAAGGAAGGAUAACCUGGAUUCAGGUCGAAAACGGGACGCAAGUACAAGUAGCACUUCCGAAUCAGAGGAAGAUAAAGGAGCGAAAGACAAGAACGAUUUCGAGAUUAGGAAGAAGAAGGAUGGAGUGCAGGCUAAAAGGUCGUACAGGAAGACUAAUAAGGAUGACAGCGGAAGUGACAGUGAUUCAAGUCGAGAAAGGAAAUCGGUCCCUAAACGUAGAAGCCCUACGCCACGUAAAGAUAGAGGCAGAUCGAAGGAUAGGGACAGGUCCAGAGACAGAUCACGGGAUAGGUCGCGAGAUAGGUCACGGGAUCGAUCUCGAGAUAGGAACAGGAGGAGAUCCAUAGAUAGAGAACGAGAAAGAAGACGAGAACGAGAGCGAGAAAGGGAACGGGAAAGACUGGAUAGAUAUAGUGGCAGUCGCAGCAUGCGACCACCAUCUGUUCGCAGAGCACCCAGCAGGCGAAGAAGUCCCCCUCGUAGAAGUCCAGCAAGAUAUCGGCGCAGAUCUCCUAGUCCCGGCGACAGGCGCAGAAGAAGAUCCCUCGACCGAAGACGACGAUCAUCAGAGAGACGAGACAGACGUCGAUCUCCGGAUCGUCGCGACAGCAGACGCCGUUCGCCAGAUGGACGGGAUCGAUCCCUCAGGUACGAUAGAUCUUCCUCUCGCGACAGAUCGAGUAGGCGAGACCGUUCCAGAGACAGGGACAGAAGGGAUAGAGAUCGGCGAUCUAGAUCUAAGGAUCGUAGAUCCCGAUCGAAAGAUCAGCGGUCAUCGGUGGAUCGUUCAAGGGAUGGGAAACGAUCUCCCGAUCGGUCGAGAGAUGCUAAGGAGAAGAUAAAGGACAAGAAGGUGGAUGAGAAAGUUAAAAGAACAACCGAGACAGGAUCGCGAAAAGAAUUGCGAAAUGGAAGGUCUAAGUCAAGUAGCUCGGAAAGUAGCGAAAGUAGUUCCUCUAGCAAUGAGGAUGAAGCGAUCAGAAAAUCGCUUGAACGCAAAUCGUCUCAGGAAAAACGAGAACGCGAAAGAGAACGGGAACACGUGGACGACAAACGUAAAGAAAAAGAAAAACCUAAGGAAGAGCCCGUCAUUAAGCGACCCGAGAAGGAAGUGAAGAAGGUUGAACCACCGACUAUCAAGAAACCGGAUCCAAGCGUUUCUCCUAAAAAGCUUCAACCUACUACGCUUCCUGUAACUAGGCAUAGAUUCUCCAAGAGUCUGUCCAGAACGCCUUCACCGUUUAAAAAGACUGAAGACAUCAUAGCUGCAGUUAAAGUUAAACAACCUUCAAAGGAAGAUAAUAAGGAAGAUUCACCGAAAGAAGAAUCCAACUUCUCAUCCGGAGAUAACUUCCCGUUGAAAAAGGAUGACAAAUCAAUUAAAUCAAUCAAGACAACGUCAGAAGAGAAGAAGUCUGGCCAAAAGUCGUCAGAGCCGAUUAUUUUGAAGAAACAGGUGGAAAUCAUUAAGAAAUCGAAAAGAGAAAAACGUGAUGGAUCUACAGAUUCAAAUGACAGUGAAAGCGAAGGAAAAAAGAAAUCUAGAAAAUUGGAGAAGUCCAGGAAGUCUCGAAAGGCUUCUACAGACGAAGAGAAAUCGGAUAAAGGUGCCUCCAGUUCGGAUUCUGAAGACGACAGGAAACACGUGGAGAAAAGUAAAAAGAUCAGAGACUCGAAUCGUGGAGAUUCGUUAGACGAGCGUUCCAAGGACAGGAAGGAUAGCAGGAAGCGAGAAGCCAGUGAGAACGAAUCUCGUAAACGGCCGAAGAAGGAUCUAGAAGAAGAAACGAAGAAAUCAAAGAGGUCUAGGAAAGAUUCUUCUUCGGGAGAUGAAGAUCAAAAGACGAAGAGAAGCAAAGAGGACGACAGAUCUAGAAUAAGAAAAUCUAAAAAAGAUUCAAGUUCAGACGAUGAACCGAAGAAGACAAGGAAACGAAAAGACAGUUCUUCGGAAGAUGAGAAAUCUAGAACGAGGAAAUCCAGGAAAGAUUCGACUAGCGAAGAUGAAGCAAAAGUACGAGUGAAGAAAUCGAAACGAGACUCCAGCACGGAAGAUGAAGAAAUAGGAGAAAAAGAUGCGAAGAAAAAGAGAAAAGCAGACGAUAGUUCAGAUGAAGAAAAAGUGAAGAAGAAACGUAAAAAGAAGACUAAAACCAGUACCAGUGAAUCUGAGGAAAGCGAAGUAGAAGAGAAGAAAAAGAAGAAAGACAAGAAGCACAAGAAACACAAAAAACACAAGAAGCAUAGGAAGCACAAAAAGAAGAAGGUUGCUGAUUCUGACGAAUCUGAUGUGAGUGAAGGUAACACUGAAGAACUGGAGAAAAAGCUUCGUGAAAAAGCAUUGAAAUCAAUGAAAAAAGGACACAGUAUAGAAAGAAGUGAUUGAGAAUUUGUGUGAUCUAUUAAUGAGGGUGUGUAAUAUGUGUGUACUUCUGUAUUACAAUGCACUUGCUUUGAUUGUAUUCACGAAUAUGUUUGUUUAUUGCAUUGACAGUAGAAUUUUAUCGUAUCACAGUUUCUUAUACAAGAGAAGUCUGCUAGUAACAGAAUUCGUCCUCAGGCGAUAAAACUUUCAUUUUUACGAAUCUUGAACCGAGUUUAGGAUUACGAUGUUGAACGCAAUAGUUGUUUCCUUUACUUAGCAAACAAGUAGUGUACGUUAUACCAUAGGGACAGUAAUUUCUUGUGCCACUUUCAAUGUACGAUUUUUACAUUUUUCAAAAGUGUCGGCACAACCAAGCGAAGAUAUAUCCCCUUUUAGUUAAGUUCAUGAAUUAAUCUUUACUUGAUAGUGCGGUAAGUUAGUUUAGUUUGUAAAUCUUAUUUGUAUAAAAAUAAUUUUUCAUCGAUUUACCUACAUUAAGACGACAGAAUAAAUUGCGUUUUGACGAGUAACAUCGCAUGCCUCGUACAAACUUGUCACACCCUCUUGUUACGGAAUUCAUACACAUAAAUUAUAUAAUUAAAUUUAAUCUAAAAUCACUGUAAAUUUAUUUAGA